AUGGUAGUUAGAAGACCACGAGAUGGUCUAGUGGCUGGUGACCCUGCGGAAGGACCCACUACAGAGGACAAGUACAUGAUUUAUUCGGACAUUACGCAGAAGGUCGAUCAUUUCUCGAACGGGACAAAUAAUGGAGUUUGGAGACAGAGAUACCAAUACAACUCAAAAUUCUAUAACAAAACUACCGGAUACGUUUUCUUAAUGCUUGGAGGUGAAGGCUCUAUUAAUGUAACAAAUGGAGACAAGUGGGUCCGUCAUGAAGGAGAGACCAUGAUGAAAUGGGUGGCCGAGUUUCAAGCAGCCGCUUUUCAAGUCGAGCACAGAUUUUAUGGAUCUAAAGAAUAUUCCCCAAUUGGAGAUCAAACAACUGCAAGCAUGAAGCUUUUGACAAUUGAUCAGGCUCUUGCUGAUAUUAAAGAGUUUAUUACUCAAAUGAAUGCACUUUAUUUCAAAGAUGAUAAACCAAUUUGGGUGACAUUCGGAGGAUCAUAUCCUGGAUCAUUGUCUGCUUUCUUUAGAGAAACAUAUCCAGAAAUGACUGCAGGAGCUGUGUCGUCUUCUUCUGCUGUUCAUGUAUUUGUGGAUUAUUAUGGAUAUGUUAUUAACAACUUAUAAAACGUUGUAAACACAACAAAAAUUUACAACUCUUCCUCACGCCAAAAUUAAAAUAUGAACUCGGGCUUCUCUUACAAAAGAAAUCAAGGCAACGGUUUCGACCUUCACGUGAAACGUUGAUGUGGAUGACCCCCCCCUCCUAUAUUUCGAUAGGAUGGAAAAAAUUUUGAAAAAUAAUCAGUGUUUCUUUCCGAUGGAGCUUGAAGAAGUCCCCAAUCACAAUGAGGCGAGGCCGACAAUGAUUCAAUCUAAUCAAACAAAGAUGCAUCCAAUACUGAUCUGGAUCCAGAUCAUAUACAAAUUUUUGAUGAGCUCUGCGGUGUUUGUGGGACUGUUUUCUACAAUUGUUCAACUUAUUGUUGGAAUAUUAUCAAUUAUCAAAUGGUCUAGCUUAGAAAUUAAUAAUGGAAAGAGAAAAUACUCCAUAGUGGUUUUUCGUAACAAGCUGCUCAUUCAAGGAGUGUCCACGUGUGUCUCAACUAUUGUGUUCUGGCUAGUUGUCUUGAUAUGUUUGGUUCGACAGCUAUGCAAAUCAGGAUGGAAAUUUGAAGCGAUUCUGGUGUUCUCGGUCAAGUUCAGCUUUGAACUACUAGCGGUUCCUUGGUUUUUGUGUGUCAGUAUUGGUUUUUAAUGUUGGAUGAGGAGCCGAACUGGAAUUUAUUCGAAAUUUUUCUAUACCACCUUAUUUCUUCAUUUUUAGCUGUGACUGUUCUUUUCACAACUGUUUUCCCUUUUGAUUUUAAACCAAAUAUAACUUUUUCAAAAUACGAGAAUAUAUUUUUGAUUAUAUUAUGGGUUGUCAUUUUUCUGCUUCACUUCCUACCUUCUUAUUAUUCGAAGUGGUUUCCAGCCAACUACGUUAUUUCGCCAGUCGUCAGCUUCUCUUCAAACAUUUGUUGUAUUCGAUUAUGCACGAUUUUAGCUAAUUGGCGAUAUAAGAAAUCGGCGGGUGGAAAUGUGCCAUCUAAAAUGGACCGCAAUGUUAAUCCAAUUCAACAAGUUGCUACUGAUAACGGAAAUGGUGCCAUCGCUGUGGACCAAACUUCGAACGUUGCUACGGAUAGCGAUAAUGUUACCGUCAAUAUUAGUUCAACUCUUCAGCAGGAUGUGCUCAAAUGA
Caenorhabditis elegans is the source of this 1734-nucleotide messenger RNA. The record is from the annotation of a RefSeq genome assembly. Lineage: Eukaryota; Metazoa; Nematoda; Chromadorea; Rhabditida; Rhabditidae.